This is a messenger RNA of Hydra vulgaris (swiftwater hydra), 2182 nucleotides long. Lineage: Eukaryota; Metazoa; Cnidaria; Hydrozoa; Anthoathecata; Hydridae. The record is from RefSeq and is a predicted model, not a curated record.
AUAAGAAUUUGAUUCUUCUUUGCAGGGUUUGUGAUUAUUUAGUUGGGAAAAAAAAAGUACCCUAUUGGAACAAACCAGAGAAAUAAAAUUGAAAAGGUGUUUCAUGUCUUGCUAUCAAAUGAGAUAGAGAUCUAACAUUUGUCACAAAUGUUAUGCUACAAUAAACAAUGUCAUCAAAAGAAUGGCAUCGACAACACUUCUUUUAAAUAUGAACUGGAAACCUCAUUCUGAUGAAUGCUAUUGAUGCCAACAGACAGAAAACAACUUUUACAGUAGCAUCAUUGCUAUCAUUAUUGACAUCAUCAUCAUCGUAUUUAUUUAACAGCAACAUUUCUGAUAUUUUCAAUCUAACUGCAGGUAAUGAUUCCUAGAAUAAUUGAAGAUGCUGCACUACAUAUUCUUAAGCAAAAGAUGGCUAAAGAUGGUGGAAAAGUAGUUGAGUUCAAAAGUGGAGGAUCUUGACCAGUUGUGUUUUCGCUCACUCCAAAGGCUCAUGUAAGCAGUAACGAAGCAUCAAAAACAACUAUAAUAGUCAAAAAUUCUUCAAUUAAAAAACACAUGGAGGUUAUGUCUGGUACAUCAAAUGAUGCAAUAUGCUGCCAAUCAUCAAAGCUGCUAAAAUCAUUUCAAACAGAGACAAAGGGUUUGAUAUUGGAUAAUUUAUAUACUGAAGCAGUAGUAAUUACUGCAAAUAACAUGGAGGCAAUGAAAGCAGAUUUGUGCAUACCUUGGGAAAAGCUUAAAACAAUAUCAAAGUGGCUGAAGAGCUUUAAUAUAAAUACAGCAUCAUAUUCUUCACAUAGAUUAGUUGCUGAAAAAUUAUCUGGUGAUUACUUAAUUAUAGAAAAUGCACCAUUUACUUUUGAAAAAGAAGAGAAAGGAAUAUUUAAAAUAAAAUACGUAUCUUGGGGCUAUAUUGAAAAUUUACCAAUGCAUAUAUUAAGACAUCUUGAUCAAUUAGAAAGUUGUAAAGGACUUCAUUGCCAUAAUUUUUUUCCUGAUAAAGAAAUACAAAUUAAAAUCGGAUGUGAUUAUGGUGGGGGCAGUUUUAAAAUGACUUAUCAGGUUGCAAAUACCUUGAACCCAAAUAGCAAAGACAACACUAUAGUUUUUUGCAUCUUCGAGGCGAAGGAUUUCAGAAUCAAUAUAAAAGUAGCCAUGUCGAGGUUUGAAAAGCAAAUAGAAGAUCUUCAAAAAAUGAACUAUAAGGAUAACAGUAUUAGAGUAUUUGUUUUCGGAGACUAUGAGUUUUUAUGUGCACUCUACAGAAUUUCAGGAGCUACAGGGAGGCAUCGUUGUCUUUUCUGUUAUGCGACAGCAAGUGAAAUGAAAUGUGGUAAACAUGAAAAUCCUGAAAUAAAAGAUCGUACCUUGGAAGAUCUAUUUUCUGAUCAUAAAAAAUUUAUAGAAAGUGGAGGCUUAAAGAAAAAUGUUAAGAAUUUUAAUAAUGUCAUUGAAGAACCAAUUUUGAAAAUACCCCUUGAUCAAGUAUCUUUACCUAGUCUCCACAUGGCUCUUGGUAUUUAUUUGAAUUUUUUUAAUUUGUUUGAAGAAGAAGUGCAUCAGCUGGAUAUUUUAAUUGCUGCAGAAACAUUAAAAAGCAACAUUAAUUUUUCAGAAGAAUAUACAGUUUUGUAUCAAAACAAAAACAGCUGUUAAAUCUUCAAGCUGAAAAUGUUAGCAGCUGUUAACAAUUCUGAUAGUUUUGAAAAUAUUCAAUCUCUAUACUUCACAGAAAUUGAGUUGCUUAAUAGUGAAAAAGCAAAAAAGGUUUAACAAUAUUGAUUUUUUAUUAUUAUGAUUUAUUGAUUUGGUAUUAUUAUGUUUAGAGGUUUAUGUAAAAGGGUAUUUGUGUUUGUAAAUAGAAUAAAGUUUUAAAGGUGUAAACUGGUUAAAACAAAAAAGUUUUGCAAACAUCUAUAUGCUGGAAACUAAUUUUAGAAUGCUUUUACAUCAACAAGUGUGAAUGUAUUUAAGAUACUUGUUUGCAAGUUUUUGAUCAAGGAAUCUUGCUGUACAUCUAAACUGUACACCUAAACUCGCACAUUUUGUGUGUGAGUUUAGGUGUACAGUUUGCAGAUCAACAUUCACUAAGUUGGUGAUUUAAAUGUCAAUCCUUUCCUACACAGAAUAGUCUUGUUAUUACUGAAUAUACAAUAUUAUAAUUUAUGCAGUUUUUUUG